This is a messenger RNA of Olea europaea var. sylvestris, 775 nucleotides long. RefSeq lists its product as uncharacterized. Lineage: Eukaryota; Viridiplantae; Streptophyta; Magnoliopsida; Lamiales; Oleaceae. Bases 91 to 486 code for a protein of 131 amino acids. The transcript is spliced from 5 exons. The record is from RefSeq and is a predicted model, not a curated record.
GUCUUUCACCAAAAUUUAACGAGGAAACGAAGUCGCGCGUUUUGUUACGACUUUACUUUUAGACGGAGGACGAGAAGAACAAGCGGCAAUAUGAAAGAGAGACACAACUCAGGAAUGGGUGGCACAAUCAAAUAUCCAAAAGCUUUUCUAGGAAUCAUUUGGGGUCUUUUUUUACUAUCUUCCUAUCAAGUCAUUGCUAAAUCUCGUGUUCCCAUCUCUGACUCAGAGAUUCGACUGAAGAAAAACGAGUGCUAUGCGGACAUUGAGAGUGGAUUGUGGGGUCAACAAUGCAAGUCAUCAGUGAUAGCCGAGGAGAAUUGUGCUUUGCAAUGCUUGUCUCCAGUCUGUUAUGAGCUCAUCUAUGAGAGUGAUCCGUUGGAAGAAGGGGAAAAAGAUUAUGUGAGGAGUUCGGAGUACAAGUACUGUAUGCACAGGGUAUCUCUUGGAGAGAGUCUAGAUAAUAUCAAAGGUUCCUUCGACUUCUAACUACAAAUUGACAGUAAUCAUGCGGCUGGAAAUUUGGUUUACCAGGAAAGCUGAUCCAAUAAUGAGUGGGGAUUGCCGAAAAAGGCAGAAUCAAGAUAUGUUGUAUAUUUGCAUGUUGUAUGGUACAGCUAAGAACUUGUGAUAUUUUGGUAUGAUCUUCUAGAAAAUGCGAAUAAGAUAGUAAAUGUACGACUUACAAUUUGAAAGUGUCCCAUAAAUCGUACUGGAAUAUUUAUCAUUUCCCCUGAAGGCAGAGAUGCCUAGAAUCGCGAUAAAUUUCCACUUGAGA